AUGGGUCAGACUCUGAAAUACUGGGUUAAUCGGUUUAAGAGACCUUGUGAGUUUUGGGUCACGUCCUUAAAUGAAAUCCCUAAUUCCUUAAAAUCAAAAUCACUGAAAUCUGAAGUUGCCUCCAACCUUUCCGUCGUUCACUGCCAAGUGCAUCCAUCGUCCGCCGCCAUCAACGGUUCGCCGCCAUCAACGCCGUUCACUGCCCUGUUCAUCCAAUGUCCACCAGCCAUCAAAAGGUUUUCCAGCACAACUGUGACUGAAGUUUUCCAGCAGAUUGGUGGAGGUGAGGCUCCUGAUGAAACAACACUCUUGUGUUCCCGAGGUUCAGACAGUGCAUUGGAGUUCCUGUCCACUUGCAAAUUGGCGAACCUAACAGUGAAGGCAGAGCUUGGUUGUUGCUUGCUUCAUAGAAGUGGAAGGCUAACUAUAGAUGGCUGCAUCCUUCAAUGUGAGUCAAACCCUUUGGACUAUCUCUCAUGCCCAAUCGUGACUACAGCUGGGGGGAGUGAGAUUUUCUCCUCCUCUGUGAAGACUAGUUGUGAUGGUGUUUCUGUUUUUCAAACUCGGAUAGAAGGGGGUUCCAAGGCUGUUGUUACAAGUGGGAAGCUGGCUUUGCAGCGAGUUCGAGUCAUCUGUUCUCGAACUUGUGUUUAUUUCUGGUUUGAUGUAGAAGAUAACUGAUGACAUCUCAAGCUAGCCUGUAACAUAAUGAACCUAGCUUUUUAUUUAUUCUCAUUGUUGAAUUGAUUCUGAAUAUAAAUGCUUUCAUUCAAGAUAA
Manihot esculenta (cassava) is the source of this 778-nucleotide messenger RNA. Its product is annotated as F-box protein SKIP5. NCBI's taxonomy places the organism in Eukaryota, Viridiplantae, Streptophyta, Magnoliopsida, Malpighiales, Euphorbiaceae. The record is from RefSeq and is a predicted model, not a curated record. The transcript has 6 exons. Bases 1 to 681 code for a protein of 226 amino acids.